AAGUGAAUCAAAUCAGUUUAAUUCAAUAGUUGAAUUAACGUCUUUUUAGUAAGCUCCGUGAAAAUAAAUAGUGAAUAAAGAUGCAAAAAAUAUUUCGUACAAUAUUGCUGACGUUGGCAAUUUCACACGUUUUGGCUGAUAUUCCAUUGGAUGACAUUCCAUUUAAUAUUUACGAAUCAUCCUCAACAUCAUUUGAGGACGCUGUAAGAAAGAAGAUUGAUAAGGCAAUAAGUGAAGUAAAAGUGUUUUCGGAUGCAGCUAAAGUGGGUUCGAUCAUUCCAUAUAUCGAUACAGUAAUGGGACCAAUAUCGGAUGGUUUAGAGACGUUACAAAGUAACAUUUGGGAGGAAACAUUGAUCAAGGCCAUCGCCGAAGAGUCACGUCGCAUGUUAAUCGACCAUACUUACACGGAUAUAAGAUCGCAUUGUAUAUCAGUUUCACAAGGUUUGGAGACAUUGAGCCGUGGCUUAAAUUUUCAGCCUCUGAAAAAUCAUCUCAAGUACAAAUAUUUUAUGAAAAAUUGAAAGACAUCAACAAUAUUUUCGUCCAAAAGAGUUCGAUAUUCUGAAAAUAUCCAGAAUUUGCAUACGUGCCACUCACAAUGCUUGCAUCGAUUACGGCUAUUUUGGACCCAAUAUUUCAAGAAUUUUCACCAUCAAGGGUGUUAAAGGCAAAAACGAUAUAAAUAAUAAAAUGAUUUAUAUCGUUACAUUGCGUGAUUAUGAAAGAGAUAUGGUUACAAUCGAACAAAUAAGAAUGCUAUCGAUUGCAUGGUAGGCUGUUAUUUUUACAGCGGUAUCGCAUCUGUACGUGACCCAGUGGCUGGUACACGAUAUUGUGCAUUUGCGAGUGGUCCUGAUGUAGAGAAUUGUAUCGUUGGCUAUGCUGAACUUCUAAGAUCUCGAAUCGAAAACGCUUAUCGCGAUUCAAUUGAACUAAUAACCUCGAGAUGUAAUCAAGAUGUCAUGAAUCGACGUAGACCCACCGGAUAUGGAUACUGGAGCGUUAAUUUAAUUGGAAUGGAGGGUCAAACAAAAAGAAAUUCCGAUAUCUCGUGUGAUCCAGAUCUCUUCAGCAAAGGUCCAUUUACCUAUUGUGAUCUGUACUCUCAAAUUUAUAUAAACGACAAUCUGGUUUUCACAAGUUCGAAAGGAAGCAAUGAAAAUGAGCACUAUACUAACGAGAAAUUUAUGUCGUCAAAAAUUAAGGACGAUUCUAUUAUACGGUUUGAGCUUUGGGACGCAGAUGCGAGAGAUGAUGACAUUUGUCUUCAAGUGACGAAAAAUCUUAACGAAGUGAAACAUUUUCGCGGUAAAAUACAAGAGGGAAACAAUUUCAUUGUUUUAUCAACAUUUUGGAGACGCAGCUACGUAGAUGAUGGACAAAUUUCAUAAGAUCGAAAAUACGCAAUUUAUUUUGUGUUUCAAUUCACAGUUUACACAACAAAAACAUUUUAUGCCCAAAAGUGGAAUUCAUUCGUAUAUGAUGAUAAAAAAA
Contarinia nasturtii (swede midge) is the source of this 1497-nucleotide messenger RNA. RefSeq lists its product as uncharacterized. The transcript has 3 exons. The coding region runs from base 771 to 1394 and encodes 207 amino acids. Lineage: Eukaryota; Metazoa; Arthropoda; Insecta; Diptera; Cecidomyiidae. The record is from RefSeq and is a predicted model, not a curated record.